UGUACCCUAUGCUACUGAACAGAUUUACCGCGAUACAAACUAGCUUCCCACUGGCCUUAAUCGCCAGAAAAGAUGCUUCUUCACAGGAUUAAAACGAUAAAACAAACACCAGGACGUCUGGGAAAACUUUACCCAACUGUGCCCAAACUUUGAUACGACCACCAACCAAAUAUAGUUUUGAGUGUGUUAGCUUUGUUUUAUUAUCUCCCCACUAAUUUUUUUUGCCACUGGUCCGAGGUUUUCAGCUUCUUUCUUUUCCUUUCUUUUAUUUUUCCUUUUCAUUGGAGGAGCCCAGUCUCAUGAAUUCGCCGAAAAAGGACGGAGACGAUGAUGUGCCCGUUAAAGACCCGGUGAAAUACGGAGAGCUGGUCAUUUUAGGGUACAAUGGCUCUCUCCCGAGCGGAGACCGCGGGCGCAGAAAGAGCCGCUUCGCUCUUUACCGAAGGGCCAAGGCCAACGGCGUCAAGCCCAGUGCUGUGCACAUCCUCAACACGCCGCAGGACAGCAAGGCGGUCCACAGCAGAGGGCAGCACAGCAUCUCUUUCACACUGUCCCGUAACCAGACUGUGGUGGUGGAGUACUGCCAUGACAACAGCACAGACAUGUUCCAGAUCGGACGGUCCACAGAAAGUCCCAUUGACUUUGUGGUGACCGACACCUCCGGAGGGGGGACAGAAGGAGAAGACCCAUCCAUCGCUCCCAGCACUAUCUCCCGCUUCGCCUGCAGAGUGGUGUGCGAGCGCAACCCGCCCUACACCGCACGCAUUUACGCCGCAGGCUUUGACUCGUCGAAAAAUAUCUUUUUAGGGGAGAAAGCAACCAAGUGGAAAAAUCCCGACGGCCACAUGGACGGCCUCACCACCAACGGGGUGUUGGUGAUGCAUCCGGAAGGUUUCCCGCAGGACCCCAAGCAGGGUCUGUGGAGGGAGAUUUCCGUAUGCGGAGAUGUCUAUGCCCUCAGAGAAACGCGCUCUGGGCCCAGUCGGGGCAAACUGGCAGAAGGGGAGAGCAGCGCACUGCGGGACGGCUCCCUGGUGGAUCUUUGUGGCGCCACUCUGCUGUGGCGCACAGGGGAGGGACUGAUGCGCGCUCCCACCCUGCGUCACCUAGAGGCCCUUCGUCAAGAACUGAACGCGUCCCGACCGCAGUGUCCCGUAGGCCUCAGCACGCUGGCCUUCCCAAGCUUACCACGCAGCCACAGCCUUGAAGAGCGUCAGCCCUGGGUCUACCUCACCUGCGGCCACGUCCACGGACGCCACGACUGGGGCCAGAGAUCUGAGAGGGUGGAGGAGCCCGGGGAGGGUGAGGGCUCCACCAAGCGCCGAGAAUGCCCCCUGUGCAGAAGCGUGGGCCCCUAUGUGCCGCUGUGGCUGGGCUCUGAGCCUGCCGUGUACGUGGACGCCGGAGCGCCCACUCACGCCUUCGUACCGUGCGGCCACGUCUGCUCGGAGAGGACAGCCAAAUACUGGGCUGAGACCCCUCUGCCCCACGGGACACACGCUUUCAGGCCCGUCUGCCCGUUCUGCUCCGCCGCCCUCGGUAACCCCGGCUGGAUACGGCUCAUCUUCCAGGGCCCCAUCGACUAGCUGGACCUUCAGUAACCACCAUCCCAACCACAGGAAGCUACUUUAGCCUCAUUCCCGUGGCAAACGUCAAUGAUGAAUCAAUUCAGUGUUGAGCAUGGCUGUCAGGGCAGCACAUGCGUUCUGAGUGUUCGACCACGCUCUCCAACGUUGUGUUACAGAAUGUUGCUCGAUCCGUCCCCUUGUUUAUCCUUCAGAGCUUCAAGAUCAGGAGGACAUGACAGACGAAUCAGUACUAACAAGUAGAUAGUGAUUCUUCUAAUCUAACAAAAGCAGAGUGAGCUAAUUUUCGUUACGUAGAACGUAAAGAGAGUCUUUGGUGAUGCUGCUUGACCUUUUAAAAAUUCCUCACUGUAAGAUGACUCAGCCCCGUUUUACUGUAACUACACACGAUCUUUUUUAAUUCUCUUCAGAGUGUGAAAUCUUAAGUAGCUUUUUUGCACAUACAAAACGAAUGGCCUUGACUGUCUCUUUUCCAGCAUUAAUUGCAGCUGUGUUCAUUCAGUCCACUAGCACUUCUCCCGCCGAUAUUACAUAAGUCGCCACUUUUUGAAGAUACUUUUAAUAGAAAUGGUCUACAGAAUAGAAUAGAAUCACACAGAUUCCCUGUGUGACCGUAACAUUCACUGCCUUCAGUUACUUUCAUCUUCCCAAAUUUUUGUGUUGCCGCCUGAAACGGGAAGGCUUACCCCCUUAACUACACUGAAAAAUGAACGUUCCGACUGAUCCAUUUAAUCGUUCUCCUUCGUCUUCACCAAUCCUUUUAGUGUUAAAUCUAUGCACAGAUACUCCUGUAAAUGAAACCCCAUGGUGAGCAUUACGUACGGCGCCUUUCAAAAGUAUUCACGCACGUUAAACUUUUUCACAUUUUUUCAUUUAAACAAGAGAUAAUUGAGGAAUGGAAGAAAAAUUCUGAAUGGUUCUAGUCAUUUUAUUUUUUAUUUAUUGUAUUUUUUUUGCAAAUCAGGAUCUGAAAAGUGUGGUGUGCUUUUGUAUUUACUCCGAUAACCACAUAUCUAAAGUCAUGUCCCACCAAGUGCCUCCAGAAGCCAUCCAAUUGGUAAAAAGAGUUCAGAUGAGAGAGUGAGUCGACUGCAUAUUUGUGUAAAACCGCGUGUAUGGUCUAUAUUGUGAUACACCACAAAUCUGGCCUUUGUGGAAGAAUGUUGAGAAGAAACUUUACUUUGCAUUAAUGUCAGAGUUGAUGGAAGAUGGUUGGAGCUAAAAACAGGUCAAUUGUGGCCCAACAAAAAUGUGGCGCUGCAGGGCAACUACUUUCAUCGUGCAGUCAGAGGGCAAUUGGAAUCGUUUAUAUCAGAAUAUGCAUGUGUCUAAAUGGCCCAGUCAAAUUAGGCCUCAAUCUUUGACAUUAUUUAAAAAUGAAUGAUCAGAAAACCUUCCAGUUUUAAAAAGUUGAAUGUGGAAAAUGUAAGUGUGAGAGGGCUGCAGCUUUAAGUGGAGCAAAUGGUUAAAUUCACAGAGGAGUUAAAUACAAAUUCAUGCCACUGUUUUAUUUGAAGAAGUUUGGAAAAAAACUACUUUGUGUAAAACCCCAACGAAGUGCAAUGAAGCUCACGGUUGUAGCCAGUUGCGAAAAAGUUAAAAGGGUAUUAAUACAUUUGCGAGAAGCCGUACCGUAACCUCAGUUAUGAAGCAGAACGAGGAUAAACAAAGGCAGGGAAUUAAAACUGGGUUCACUUCACUUCACAACUCUCCAAAGCAAUAACAGCACUUGCAUAGGUAAGCUACUUGUUUUUUCUACGUAUAGCCAGGAGUUCGGUCGGCUGUUCCUGGAAGCUCAAGGGGAAGAAAGAAAGAAAAAAAAAGGGGCGGGGAGUUUCCAGGUUCAGAGGUCAACCAGAGGUGUGUUCAGUUCACCAGAUUCUGCGUAGCGUCCUCGCCAUCUUAAAGGAAGUCGACGGGUUCUGAACUGCUUCGAUUCUGAACGGCCCUCGGGUCGCUGAACUUCUCCCGUCAGGGUCCGUGUGACGGAAGGGGCGGUAUGGUUUGAUCUUGUACGACCUCAAAAAGAAAAAAAAACAACUUUUGUU
Poeciliopsis prolifica (blackstripe livebearer) is the source of this 3634-nucleotide messenger RNA. Its product is annotated as E3 ubiquitin-protein ligase pellino homolog 2. Gene Ontology annotation, molecular function: ubiquitin protein ligase activity; protein binding. The transcript is spliced from 7 exons. Gene Ontology annotation, biological process: protein polyubiquitination; regulation of Toll signaling pathway. Lineage: Eukaryota; Metazoa; Chordata; Actinopteri; Cyprinodontiformes; Poeciliidae. The record is from RefSeq and is a predicted model, not a curated record. Bases 300 to 1586 code for a protein of 428 amino acids.